AUGCAGACGGAUGUGCAGAAACGGCGAUCGCGCUCCGGUUGCACCGAGUGUCGCCAGCGGCAUCGCAAGUGUGACGAGAGGAAGCCUGCAUGCACAGGGUGUGAGCGCGCAGGCAAGCAGUGCACCUAUACCUUGCGGCUCUCAUGGGGCGGCCGGCCGUUCUCCAAGUCGCGUUUUGGCGAAUGCAUGAAGAGUGAUCCCAGUCUCGUCCAGCUGCCGGUAGUGUCUUCUUCAGUUGAUAUAGAUGUAAAGGACGCGUCGUUGGUGUCUCCGCCCCUUUCGUCGGCUUCGGACGACUCGUUGGACGUCGGCGGCCGUCUCGUCAAAUACAGCCCGUCGUCUGAUAUCAGGCCCAACCCGUUCGAGUUCAGCUGGCUGCCGAAACAGCAGCGUAACUUGCUCGACCAUUUCAUGUCAUGUACAACCCUAUCGAUGUCGUGUCAUUCGCCAAUCCAGGAUAUGUUCUGUAGGGUCCUCGUACCCAUGGCCAUGCAGACCCCUCAUCUACUCGGGGCCCUUCUUAGCCUUGCAGCUACUCACAGAUUGACCCUGGGCAUGGAUCAAAGCAUGUCGGAACUCAAUUUCUUAAAGCUCACUAGCUUGCGUCAGCUGCAGGAGGCUUUGGCUAAACCUGGGGGGAACAUGGACGAAGCUAUAGUUGCAACUACACUCACACUCUGUCACGCCGAUUUCGUCUCAGAUGGACGAAGUCCUGGGUCUUGGCGCUCGCAUCUGCAAGGGACUACCGCGAUUAUCGCCGCGUAUCUGCAGAAUUCCAAGGCUGGCCCUGAUUCGCUUACUUCUACCAUGUCCCUUCUCUGGCGGUGGUAUCUGUCCAUCGAGACCGUUGCUCUUCUAACCGGGAACCUUGUCAUGCCAAACGAUUCUCGAGCACUCCUUCAAAUGCGAAAACUCAUAAGUGACGACGGAAUUGACGAUCUAGCCGGGUUUUCUUCCUCGCUAGGACCAAUCUUUAAAGAUAUCAACCGCCUCGCCAUAGAGGCCGAUCUAGUUCUCAAACAAGAAGACGAAAAUACCCCCAUGGACACAAACCCCAGGGAACGACUUCCACCUUCAAUCCUAGAUAAAAGCUAUAAACUAAUUAAUACCAUUAAUUCAAAAUUGGGUUCCCAGGAACCCAGGUUCAGGCCUACCAUCGAUGCAUCUAUAUCAUCAAUGCACAGGGUAGACUUUACCAUUGUGGACGAGGCGUUUCACCACGUCGCACUAGUUCAGCUAUACCGUCGUGUCCUCAAUCUACCUUCUACAGACCCCAUGGUUCAGGAUUCGGUAAAGCACAUCGUCGACCGUGUAUCCAAAGUACGGUUCCUGGGUGAACCGUGUCCAGGCAUUGCAGUUCUCCAGCCUCUGUUCACAGCGGGCUGUGAAGCAUCAACGGUGCAAGAUAGAGAUAGCAUCAAUGCUCUACUACUAAGCUUUGAAAACCGGUAUGGGAUGGGCAAUGCCAGAAAUUGCCGGUCGUUUUUGCAGGACUUGUGGGCCAUGAGAGAUAAUAACGGGGAUGUAGGAGGGAUGAUUAGAUGGGAUAAGGUUAUGGUCGAGAAAGGCCUUGACAUCCUUCCAUAUUGA
Arthroderma uncinatum is the source of this 1590-nucleotide messenger RNA. RefSeq lists its product as uncharacterized. Lineage: Eukaryota; Fungi; Ascomycota; Eurotiomycetes; Onygenales; Arthrodermataceae. Gene Ontology annotation, molecular function: transcription cis-regulatory region binding; DNA-binding transcription factor activity, RNA polymerase II-specific; zinc ion binding. The coding region runs from base 1 to 1590 and encodes 529 amino acids. Gene Ontology annotation, biological process: positive regulation of transcription by RNA polymerase II. The transcript is spliced from 3 exons. Gene Ontology annotation, cellular component: nucleus. The record is from RefSeq and is a predicted model, not a curated record.